This is a messenger RNA of Fraxinus pennsylvanica, 1545 nucleotides long. The record is from the annotation of a GenBank genome assembly. Lineage: Eukaryota; Viridiplantae; Streptophyta; Magnoliopsida; Lamiales; Oleaceae.
AUGAUUGCUACCUUUCUCUUCCUCUCUUUAUUCUCCGCCCUCUCCACCUCCCUUUCUCAACCCCCCAGAGGUGUACAUAUUGAUUGUGGCGCGACAGAAAUCUCCACGAUCAACGGCAUAGAAUGGCUGCCGGACACCGGCUACGUAUCCUCCGGGACUCCGAAGAACGUUACAACACAGGUUUUAUUCCCAACUCUUGCCACUGUCCGUACAUUUCCAUUGGAAAACAACCUUUUCAAGAAGUUCUGCUACGAAAUUCCAGUUGACCGUACGAGGAAGUACAUGGUAAGGACUACAUAUUUCUAUGGCGGAAUCGGUGGUUAUAUUAACCCACGGCCACCGGUGUUUGAUCAGAUAGUUGAUGGGACACCAUGGUCCGUGGUGAAUACAACAGAAUAUUAUAUGAAUGGAGAUUCUAAAUGUUAUGAAGGAAUUUUUAAGCCUACUGGGAAGAAUUUGAGUGUAUGUUUGGCUGCUAAUACAUAUACAGAUUCGGACCCUUUUAUUUCUGCCCUGGAGGUUUUGGUUUUGUCGGAUCAAUUGUACAAUUCCACAGAUUUUAAUACUUAUGCUUUGAGUUUAGUUGCAAGGCACGGUUUUGGGCUCGGGGGAUCGGGAAUAAGAUAUCCUGACGACCUAUUUGAUCGUUAUUGGGCACCAUUUGGAGAGAGUAAUUCUCCCACGUUGAGUUCUGAAAAUGUUUCUGUUCCUGGUAUCUGGAAUCUACCCCCGGAGAGAGUGUUUCAGACAAGACUGACAAAAGGCCAGCCAGAACCCCUGGUCUUAAUGUGGCCUCCAGCAUCUCUCCCUAACUGGACAUACUACAUCGCACUUUAUUUUGCGGAUGAUCAUGUUUCAAUGAGCUCAAGAAUGUUGGACAUAACCAUAAAUGGGAUAACUUAUUACAAUAACCUUAGUGUGACUCCAGCUGGUGUUGUUGUCUUUGCAAACCAGUGGCCUCUUUCUGGUUCGACAAAUUUAACAUUAACUUCUUCUCCUGGAUCAAGUGUCAGUCCUCUAAUCAAUGCAGGAGAGGCUUUUCAAGUUCUGACAAUUGGAGGAAAAACUCUUGCACGUGAUGUUGUUGCUAUGGAAAUAUUGAAAGAAAGUUUCCACAACCCUCCCGUUGAUUGGUAUGGCGAUCCAUGUUUACCCCGUCAAUACUCAUGGACUGGAGUUACUUGCUCAGAAGGACCCCGAAUCCGUAUAGUAACCUUAAACCUGACGAGCAUGGGUCUUUCAGGAUCUAUCUCACCAAAUAUUGCCAAGAUGACAGCAUUGAGAACCAUCUCGCUCGGGAACAAUAGUCUGUCAGGAACUAUACCCGACCUCAAUUCAUUGAAGGGAUUGGAAAUUUUGCAUUUGGAAGACAAUUGGCUUCGUGGACAGAUUCCCCCAUCGCUGGGAAACUUAAAAAACUUGCGUGAGCUCUUCCUAUAUAACAAUAAUCUGACCGGCCAAGUACCAAGCAAUGUUUCUGGAAAACCUGGAUUGGAACUAAGGGUUACCCCCGGGAAUCCCUUUUUGAUACUGCCACCGUCAUGA